This is a messenger RNA of Pelobates cultripes (western spadefoot toad), 354 nucleotides long. The record is from the annotation of a GenBank genome assembly. NCBI's taxonomy places the organism in Eukaryota, Metazoa, Chordata, Amphibia, Anura, Pelobatidae.
AUGGAUUACAUGACUCUAAAGAGGCAAACACUACAAGAGUUGCUGGAGGCCAGAGGGAAAUCGGCCGGCCGUCGUACCAAGGUGGAUAUCAUUGCUGCCCUCAUUGAGGAUGAUUGGCUAAGCGGUGAGGCAGCUGUGAUGCAACCGAAGGGUGAAAUGGAUGCCCUUCGCGAAGAAGUAGCCUGGCGUCUGACACUCUACAAAGAAACCCUCUCGGAAGAAAUCAUGACCAAGAUCCUUUCCAAGGCACAAGCUUACGUCCUGGCUCAGAUGAAUGGGGUGAACCCCACACAACCAGACGAACAACGGGUGGGGGAGAGGUCCCCGGGGAGUAAAGCAGCCCUUGCAAGAUAA